Messenger RNA from Etheostoma spectabile (orangethroat darter), 1311 nucleotides. RefSeq names its product zinc finger protein 32. The record is from RefSeq and is a predicted model, not a curated record. Gene Ontology annotation, cellular component: nucleus. Gene Ontology annotation, biological process: regulation of transcription by RNA polymerase II; embryo development. The transcript has 2 exons. Gene Ontology annotation, molecular function: DNA-binding transcription factor activity, RNA polymerase II-specific; RNA polymerase II transcription regulatory region sequence-specific DNA binding. The coding region runs from base 64 to 1179 and encodes 371 amino acids. NCBI's taxonomy places the organism in Eukaryota, Metazoa, Chordata, Actinopteri, Perciformes, Percidae.
CUUGACGCAGCGAGCAGCGAAGCAGAGUUCCUGUCCUGUCCUGUCCUGUCCUGUCCUGUCAACAUGUCCCGCCUGCACACUCUGAAGGUCUUCAUCAACCAGCGGCUGUCUGCGGCUCUCGAGGACAUAUUUGGACAUUUGGAGACAACAAUCAGCGAGUACGAAGCGGAGAGGGACCGCCGCCAUCACCAGCUGCUCGAUGUCCAGCAUCUGUCAAUGGUAAAAGAAGAAGUUCCCCUUGACCAGCAGGAGCCAGAACCCCCCCCACACAUUAAAGAGGAGCAGGAGGAACUGUGGAGCACUCAGGAGGGAGAGCAGCUUCAAGGGUUGGAGGAGGCUGAUAUCACAAAGUUCCCAUUCACUCCUGUCCCUGUGAAGAGUGAAGAUGAUGAAGAGGAAGCUCAGUCCUCACAGCUUCAUCAGAGACAAACUCAACACAUGGAAACAGAAGCUGAUGGAGAGGACUGUGGAGGACCAGAACCAGCCAGGAACUCACAUCCACUUUUACAACCAGAGACUGAAGACAAAGCUUCAGACUGUUCUGAACCGGAGACUGACGUCAACAACAAGGACUGUAAGCCGAUGAGAGAACCUCCGUCAGCUUUAAGCUCUCGAAAUGCCGAUGAAGUUGCCGUCAGUGAUGUUGUGAGUAAAGCUGACAAAAAGUCUUUUAUCUGCGGCGAAUGUGGGCGAAGGUUCGGCCGCAAGGACAGUCUGCGGAGACACAUGAGGUUUCACACAGGCGAGAAGCCAUACAGCUGCUCCGUUUGCAGCAAGCGCUUCUCCCAGAGGCCCAACCUGAUCCGCCACAUGAGGUGUCACUCCGGAGAGAAACCCUUCAGGUGCUCCUUCUGUGACACCAGCUUUGCCGUGCGCAGCGCCCUGGUGAACCACAUGAGGAUCCACACGGGCGAGAAGCCGUUCGGCUGCGUGUACUGUGACAAGAGCUUCACGCAGAAGGGCGGCCUGAAGAAGCACAUGACCGUGCACACUGGGGAGAAGCCGUACAGUUGCCCAGUGUGCGACAAAAGCUUCUCCCAGAAGGCCAACCUGACGUACCACUUCUCGGUGCACACGGGUCAGAAGCAGUUCGGCUGCAGCGUCUGCGACAAGCGCUUCACGUGGCAGUCACAGGUCAAAAGUCACAAAUGUGUCGGCGAGAGCAGCAGCAGCAGCUGAAAACAAACUUUCCGCUUUGUGUCUAAUGUGUAUAAGUAUCGUAUUAUGAUGUAUGUACAGGGCUGGGUACAGAAUUUUAUACUUUUCAGGCAUGGACCGAAUUGCCUCUUUAGUAUCGAAUGUGGAAAAGUU